AUGGUGAAAUCCAAGUAUGAAAAGGAUCGGAUUUGUAAGAGGGUGGAGAGGUUGGUGGUUGAUGGGAAUGAGUUUCCGCAAUUCCAUGGUGCCACCAUUACUUGUUCAUUAGGGAUCAAUGGCUUAUCAACCAUUUGUCAAAAGAUAUGCUGCCAAGCUUGCAGGAUAAUAGCUUCUGGCUUUGACACCGGAGACAAGACUAUUUCUUCGUCCACGACAGUUGGAAGGCACAUGAGAAGGCUGCCAAGGAAUGUGCUGGGAAAGGAUAGUGUGCAAGGAAGGCCAUUGAUGUGUGUAGAGUGA
This is a messenger RNA of Prunus armeniaca (apricot), 303 nucleotides long. The record is from the annotation of a GenBank genome assembly. Lineage: Eukaryota; Viridiplantae; Streptophyta; Magnoliopsida; Rosales; Rosaceae.